GUAAUAGUAUAUAACCAAACAACACUUUCCCCAAGUACUUCAUUAUAUUCAGUUUUUGGUGGAGGUGUCGACGAUUCAAUUGUACCAACUAUCGAAAUUAAAGAGGCCAAAAACAAUAAACCAUCUCCCCGUCCAAUUUUAUCACACUCCAAUUCAGUUCAAUCAUUAUUACAGGGUGUUAGUAUAAAGAAACGUACUCAAUCAAGUGGUCAAUCUACUAAAGACUCUAUCUUAUUCCAACCACCACUCCCAUCCUAUACAAAAGACUUGGACGAUUUAUUCUUUAUUACUUCCCCUAAUCACCCAGGCAAAUCAAUUCCAUGUCUAUAUCAUAAAUGGAGAUCAAGAGAAGGAAAAUACGACUCAAAAAUUUACAAUUCUAUAUAGUUCUGGUAAUUUAGAGGAUAUAGGUUUUAACAAGAAAGCAUAUGAAAAUUUUAGUAAAUAUCCUUCAAUGUAAUAUAUUAUGUUAUGAUAUUACAGGUGUUUGGUUUAAAUGGUGGUAAACCUUCAUUAAAAGAAUCUUAUGAAGAUUUAAAUAUAGUAUUUUACUAUUUAAUAAGUAUUUUAAAAAUUAAUUCAAAAAAUAUAAUAUUAAUGGGUAAAUCGAUAGGUACAAUUACAACAUUAAAAUUUGCCUCAACAUUAUUUCCAAAAUUAUUAAAAUCUAAAAAUUCAACCAUUGUAAUUAAAUCACCCACAUCACCAGUCGAAUCAUGUAAACAGUAUAAAUCAGUUGGUGGUAUAAUAUUAUUAAAUUCAUUUGGUCCUGGUGGACUAAGUGAUAAUAUUGUAAAUUUAUUAUUAUCCUUGGAUGCAUUUGAACAUUUAAAAAAAGUAGAAAGAAUAACGUGUCCAGUUUUAUUAAUACACGCAGAAGAAGAUCAAGUUGUUAAUAUAAAAAGUUCAAAAAAAUUAUCGAAACUCUUUAAUAAUUUAUUCAAAUUUACCCGAGUUAAAGAUGCAGGCCAUUGGAAUCUUGAUACCCAUUAUUUGGAUGACUAUGAAGAUGACCUGAUGGAGUUUGUAAAAGUAGUAUCACCCGAAAGCUUUGCCAAUAGAAAAGAAAGAGAUGAACCAGCCAGUUAUGCAAUGUCCCCAAAUAAAGUUAUAGGCAAUUGGUUGGAUCGUAUGGAAUUGAUUCAGUAUACUCAAAACUUUUUACAGUUUGGUUAUUUCGAUAUGAAUUCAAUUUCAACUCUUGAUGAACUAUUAUUGGAAAUGAUUGGUAUCAGUGAUCAAAAACAUAUUUCAACUCUUAUGAAAGAAAUUGAUAACAUUAAUAAAUCACUUUAUAGCAAUACUUCUAGUAGUUAUAGUAUGAUGACAAUAAGUAGUAGCUGUAGUAUCGAUAGUAGUCUUAAUAGCAAUGCAAGUGGUAUUUUAAGUAGUAAUAGUAGUUGUAGUACAACAAGUAGUUCUAGCAGCAGUAGCAGUAGUAAUAAUAGCAAAAGCAAUAAUGGCGAUACUCCCUCAAGCUCAACACCCCCAGGUUCGACACCCUCAAGAAAUUCUGCAAACCUUGACACAGAGUGCACAGUAAAUUCAAGUAUAAGCAGCGGUAGCUGCAAUUAUUGUACACUUGAUGAAUGUAAUGAUUUGGAUAAAUUAAAAGAAUAAUAAAAUCAUUUGUAUAUAUAUAAAAAAAAAAAAAAAAAACAAUAUAUAGUAUUAUUUAGUUUAAUUAUUAAAUAAUUUUUUUUUUUUUUUUUUAACUAUCUAAAAAAAUAAAAUUUAAACCAGUAUUUAUAAAUUGUAAAUAAAAAAAAACUAUAAAAUUAUAAUAUAAUAUUUAUAGAAAUUU
This is a messenger RNA of Dictyostelium purpureum, 1804 nucleotides long. RefSeq lists its product as uncharacterized. Lineage: Eukaryota; Evosea; Eumycetozoa; Dictyosteliales; Dictyosteliaceae. Bases 472 to 1620 code for a protein of 382 amino acids. The record is from RefSeq and is a predicted model, not a curated record. Gene Ontology annotation, molecular function: protein binding. The transcript has 2 exons.